Molecule: messenger RNA, 744 nt
Organism: Venustampulla echinocandica
Lineage: Eukaryota; Fungi; Ascomycota; Leotiomycetes; Helotiales; Pleuroascaceae
Exons: 2
Coding region: 1-744 (247 amino acids)
Source: RefSeq, a predicted model, not a curated record
AUGGCGUCCUCCUCAGCGCGCUAUACCCUUCUGGCCGACGACCAGCGCCCCUCCAUCGACUCAACCUACGACGAGGAUGAAAGACUCCUCCUCGGCGGCCUCGCAAGCACAUCUCCCACCCGGCCUCUCUUCACCAGCUUCCACCCAACGCUCUACACACGCGCCCUCGGACUAAUCCUCGCUCUCCCCGCCUUCAUAAUCUUCAUCAUCCGCGGGGGACAUUUCGCCCCCUCAAUCCUCUUCCUCUCCUUUGCCAUCGCGCGACAGGUCGUAGUUAUAGGCGUGCAUUUCGGAAGCCGGAUUGUAAGGAUCCGUGUGGAGGCUGUGCAUCAGAGGUUGAAAGGCGUGUCGGCGGCAACGCAGGAAAAAUGGAUUCAGAGAAUUUUUGGGCUGGUGGUUGAUGGGGUAAUUUUGGUGGGGAUGUUGGUUACAUUGAGUUUAAAUGCGCAUGAGGUUGCGACGUGUCACUAUAGUUGUUACUAUAGGAGGGGGAUGAGGGAGAUUGAGCAAGCUGUGAUAGUGGGGUUUAUUGCGUUUGGUUUGCUUCUCAUAUCCGCUUUUGAUUUUGGGAGCCCCAGCGAGGUAACUAUGGUGGUUGCCAUUGAGAAACCCCGCACGGGACUGCUGAAGUUCUCUUCCAGUCUGUUAUACGGCCGGUCAGAAGAUUCUGAUGUCGAUGGUGUGGGUGCUGAGGCUGGCGGGAACGUUCAACGCAAGAAUUCUUCCGGAGAGCAUAUGGUUUGA